Molecule: messenger RNA, 1316 nt
Organism: [Candida] anglica
Lineage: Eukaryota; Fungi; Ascomycota; Pichiomycetes; Serinales; Debaryomycetaceae
Source: the annotation of a GenBank genome assembly
GGUUAGGUUUAUAUCUCUUUUAUACUUGACUAUAACAAUUUACUACUUAAAUACCCAAAAUAAACCAUUGAGUUUAUCAUUUUGUUUUGUUAACACUUUCGCCUGAAGCAAUUUAACUCAAUUUAAAGUCAUAUAUAUCUAAUGUCAUUAGUGGGAUUAAAGAAUCAAAUCGCAGGACUCAUCAAGAAGAAUACCUCUGAUGAAGAAUUAGAACAUGUUGAUCGUUUGUUAAAUCAAGGAGUCUCACCAUAUGGUGCCACCGAAAACUCCGAUAGAGCCCAAGAAGUUGCCAAUGAAGAGGCCAUUCUUAAUGCUGUUGAAGGCAAAGAUGAUGAUGAAGAUCAAGAUAAUGAUGGAUUUUUCAAUAACUUUGAUCCAAGAGUCAUGUCUGAUAUAAUUAUAGGGUUAUCUGAUGGAUUAACUGUGCCGUUUGCAUUGACCGCAGGGUUGUCCUCCUUAGGUGAUACCAAAUUGGUCAUCACUGGUGGUAUGGCUGAAUUAGUUUCAGGUGCCAUUUCUAUGGGUCUUGGUGGUUAUUUGGCUGCUAAAUCUGAAGAGGAAUAUUAUAAAUCUCAAGUCAAGAAGGAAAAGCUCGCCUUUUUCAAAAAGCCAGAAACCAUAAAUCAAGAAGCUGCAGAAAUCAUGUUUGAAACUGGAGCUUCAGAAGCUACCAUUUCAUCAUUCUUAAAAGAUUUAGAUUCUCAACCUAAAAAUUUAAUCGAUUUUGUUAUUAGAUUCGGUAAAGGUUUGGAAGAACCUGCUGAAGGUAGAGAAAUCACAUCCGCAUUAACCAUUGGUACUUCAUAUUUCUUGGGUGGAUUUGUACCAUUACUCCCAUAUUUCUUUUGUUCUGUGGUGAAGACUGGGUUACUCGUUUCUGUUGCAGUCAUGUUGGUCACGUUAUUCAUCUUUGGAUAUGUGAAGACCUCUCUCUCAUUGGGUGAAGAUUGUGGAACUGCUAAAAAGGUGAGUGAAGGUGCACAGAUGGUUGCGAUUGGGUCUGUUGCCGCUGGUGCUGCAUGGACCUUGGUCUACUUUAUAGAGUGAUUUCAACGUUAAAAAUGAAUGGAUAAUGAAGGCUUUGAUUGAAGUGAUUGAUACAAGGGAAUUCUUAAGAAUAUGAUGGGAAUUAUGGAGAUCGAUGUGAAUUAAUAAAACACUAUUGAAUCUCCAACAAGAUUUUCACAAUUAUUCUUUAUUUUAUUUCAUUGAACUACCUUGCUUGGGGUUACUGGAGAUCUUACGAAAACAUCCAUAUUGAUUGUAUAUUAGAAAGAGCAGUAAGUCUGCAUAAGAAUAAUAAAUUUAGAGAAUAA